AUGAAGCGGCAGAACGUGCGGACGCUGGCGCUCAUCGUGUGCACCUUCACGUACCUGCUGGUGGGCGCCGCCGUCUUCGACGCUCUGGAGUCGGAGGAGGAGACGGCGGAGCGGCGGCGGCUGGAGGCCAAGAGCCAGGAGCUCAAGAGCAAGUACAACCUGAGCGCCGAGAGCUACCGCGAACUCGAGUGGGUCGUCCUCAAGCUCAAGCCGCACAAGGCCGGCGUCCAGUGGAAAUUCGCCGGCUCCUUCUACUUCGCCAUCACCGUCAUCACCACUAUAGGUUAUGGCCAUGCAGCCCCCAGCACGGAUGGGGGGAAGGUCUUCUGCAUGGUCUAUGCCCUACUGGGGAUCCCCCUCACCCUGGUCAUGUUCCAGAGCUUGGGCGAGAGGAUCAACACCUUUGUCAAGUACCUCCUCCACCGCAUCAAGAAGUGCCUUGGCAUGAGGCGGGUGGAGGUCUCCAUGGCCAACAUGGUCACCAUCGGGUUCUUCUCCUGCAUCAGCACCCUCUGCAUCGGGGCGGCCGCCUUCUCCUACUACGAGCACUGGAGCUUCUUCCAUGCCUACUACUACUGCUUCAUCACCCUCACCACCAUCGGCUUCGGGGACUACGUGGCCCUGCAGAAGGACGAAGCCCUCCAGAACAAGCCGCAGUAUGUGGCCUUCAGCUUCGUCUACAUCCUGACGGGGCUGACGGUCAUCGGGGCUUUCCUCAACCUGGUGGUGCUGCGCUUCAUGACCAUGAACGCCGAGGAUGAGAAGCGGGAUGCGGAGCACCGGGCGCUGCUCACCCGCAAUGGGCAAGCCAGCAGCAUCCACACCACGGACACCUCCUCGGCCGUGCCAGUGGCGUCCGGGGGUGCUGGGAGUGGUGGUGGCGGCUUUCGGAACGUCUAUGCUGAGGUCCUCCACUUCCAAUCCAUGUGCUCAUGCCUGUGGUACAAGAGCCGGGAGAAGCUGCAGUAUUCCAUCCCUAUGAUCAUCCCCAGGGAUCUCUCCACCUCGGACACCUGUGUGGAGCAGAGCCAUUCCUCGCCUGGCCGCUGUCCGGAGACCCCCUCCAAUAGGUGUUUCUGCAAUGCCCGCCGGUCGGCCAUCAGCUCCGUCUCCACCGGGCUCCACAGCCUGGCGGCAUUCCAGGGGCUCAUGAAGCGCCGCAGCUCCGUGUAGCUCCUCUCCAACCCCACCCGUGUCCCCCAGACCUCUCCCUUGGCUCUAUGGCCAAAGAUCUCUCUUGGUCAUGGAAGGAGGAAACCACCCCAGGUCUGGCACUGGGACCCCCAGGGAGCUGUGGCCAUGGUCCUCUGGCUUGGGA
This is a messenger RNA of Melopsittacus undulatus (budgerigar), 1318 nucleotides long. It is a transcript of the gene KCNK3, whose product is annotated as potassium two pore domain channel subfamily K member 3. Lineage: Eukaryota; Metazoa; Chordata; Aves; Psittaciformes; Psittaculidae. Gene Ontology annotation, molecular function: outward rectifier potassium channel activity; open rectifier potassium channel activity; potassium ion leak channel activity. Bases 1 to 1173 code for a protein of 390 amino acids. The record is from RefSeq and is a predicted model, not a curated record. Gene Ontology annotation, biological process: potassium ion transmembrane transport; stabilization of membrane potential. Gene Ontology annotation, cellular component: plasma membrane. The transcript is spliced from 2 exons.